AGGAAACCCCUUUUCCUGUGUUACCCGUGACUAAUAUUAAUAAUAAGGAAAAGACUACCGGAAUCUAGAUUGAAAGGAAAUAAAACAAGAACGUGUUUUUGACUUUUUCAACACUUUGUAAAACCAAAAUGCAGAAUCCAAAUGAAGACAGUGAAUGGAAUGACGCCUUGCGUCGGUACAACAUUAUACCUGAAAAAGAAAAGGAGAAAGAAAUUACAGAAGAGGAUAUUGUUAAUAUGCUUGAACAAACAGUAGAAUCUAAACAACAAGGUAAAGGACUAGACGAAUUAACACUGGAUGAAUUAAAUGAAAUAGAGGAUGAUCUUGAUGAGGAGGAUGAAAGAAGAUUUGAAGAAUACAGACGUCAAAGGCUGGCUGAGUUAAUGGCAAUCCAGAAAAACGCAAGAUUUGGAGAUGUUGGAGAGAUCAGCAAAGCUGAUUAUGUUACUCAAGUAAACAAUGCAGGAGAAGGUGUCUGGGUUGUUUUACACAUUUAUAAAGACGGAAUCCCCAUCUGUAAAUUGGUAAACAACCACCUGGUCAACUUGGCGAGGAAAUUCCCACAGACAAAAUUUUUGCGGAGUGUCUCGUCAGUGUGCAUACCAAAUUACCCCGAUAAAAAUCUGCCCUCCAUUUUUGUUUAUUUUGAAGGAGAUUUGAAGAAGCAGUGGGUUGGACCAUUUGCUUUUGGUGGGAUGAAUCUAAAACAGGAUGAACUUGAGUGGAUGCUAGCGCAGGUAGGCGCUAUUCAGUCUGACAUUGAAAAGCCUGAAAAACCUGAGAUUGAGGACGCCAUGACAAGUGCAAUUAGGCAAAGUCGGAUCAACCAAGAUGACAGUGAUGAUGAUUGAAAGCAGUGUGUUUGACUGAUGGAACAGCUGCCUUUUGUAAACAUGUUGGGAAUGGUUGAUUGAAUAGCUGUGAAAACAGAUCUUGCCUGUUUUGAAUAAUGUGUGUGAAUAUCUUUUAAAUAAGAACAAAUAGAAUUUUGUAGAAUUGUUAAAGUAUACAUUUAAAAAACAACCUAGCAAAAACCUGGAAAAAAAUUAUUGUUGAUGUAAUUUUGAUAUUAAUUAUAAAAUUAACACUGACGCACGCCUUAGUUCGAAACAUAACUCAUAGAGGGGAAAGCUUGGUUUGUGAUUUGGGCAUAAUUACUAUUGCCCAUUUCUAAUUAUACCAUCCAAUAAUAACUGUUGUUGAAAGUUUAAGGAAUGUUUUUGUAUAUAAACAUUUUAAAUCUUAACUUGACUUAGUUAUGUGUGGGUUCUUCUUAUACCUGUGUGAUUUUUUAAGCAAGGUGAGGGACUUUAUUAAUGUACAUUUGUUGUUUCUGAAAGUUUUCUGUGUGCAUUGUGAUGUGAUAAAAUACUUUUACCUGCCAAUAAA
Molecule: messenger RNA, 1389 nt
Organism: Physella acuta
Lineage: Eukaryota; Metazoa; Mollusca; Gastropoda; Physidae
Product: phosducin-like protein 3
Biological process (GO): protein folding
Cellular component (GO): cytoplasm
Source: RefSeq, a predicted model, not a curated record